AUGCUCACAUAUGUGAAUGAAAAUCCUAAAUUUGCUGAAACCUUAAAAUAAUUAGUUGAAUGCGGAAAAGAUAGGGUCAUAAGAUGGCCUGAAAUAGCAAAAGUUUUAGAAAAUAUGUUUAAUAUCACUAUCUCUAAACCUUGUCUACUUAAGCCUGCCUAUUAAUCAAUAAUAAGUCCGAAUGUUGAUUUAGAUAAGUAAUAACAUAGAUUAUUGGUUACAACUGUAAUCAAACAUUCAGCUAUAAUUAAGUAGGCUUUACCUGAAUUUUAAAAAACUUCUGGAAUAUAGUAAAAAGUGUUUUGAUAUCUUUUUAGAAUUUAAUCUAAAAAGUUCUAAAGUAGAAUGUAUCGUUCAUUUAAAACAGCUAUAGAAACAGGAAUCUAAGUAUUUAUAUAGAAGAAAUCAGAAUAUCGUAAAAGAUUAGUUAGAGUUCCAGGUUCAGCUAUUUCUCGUGUAUUAUAAUGCAAAAUUUUACCUUCAGAUGAUGUUUUUACAAAUAAAUUAAAAUUUAUGUCAGAUCAACUAUCUAUUUUAUUAAUGAUUAGUAUUGAUUAUGAUGGUGAAGACAUUACUUCACUCUAUUCAACUGUAACUUAAAAAAUAACUAAAAAGAAUUUCCUUUUAUUAUUAAAUUGUAUUUCAUUCAUGUUUGAUUUAAAAUGUAUUAGUCAAGGUUAAAUAACAAGAGAUGAUUAAUUAACUCCUGAUUAUUGGUUAUAACCAACAAUCAAAGAAAAUCAAAAAUUAUACGUUUAUAAUUAUUUUUUUGAAGAUGAUAAUUGUUAAAAAUAUAAAAUGUAUUCUGAUGCUGUCGAUGUUUAACAAGAGAUGGAAUAUAAAGUCUUUUUAAAUAUAAAUCCUAUAUCAUAACCUAAAUAGUAGUCAUUCUUAAAAAAAAAUACCAAAUUAAAAACAGUAAGAGGAAGAAUUACAGUAAAUGAUAAAAAGUAUCCAAGUGAAAGAACUAUUAUCUUUGCAGAACCUGAAGAAGAAAGUGAAUAAGAAUUUUAUGAUAUUAAAUUUGGUAGGAAGUAAAAUUGCCGAUGA
Molecule: messenger RNA, 1050 nt
Organism: Paramecium sonneborni
Lineage: Eukaryota; Ciliophora; Oligohymenophorea; Peniculida; Parameciidae
Source: the annotation of a GenBank genome assembly